Alternaria burnsii is the source of this 2406-nucleotide messenger RNA. Its product is annotated as fungal specific transcription factor domain containing protein. Gene Ontology annotation, molecular function: zinc ion binding; DNA binding; DNA-binding transcription factor activity, RNA polymerase II-specific. NCBI's taxonomy places the organism in Eukaryota, Fungi, Ascomycota, Dothideomycetes, Pleosporales, Pleosporaceae. Bases 1 to 2406 code for a protein of 801 amino acids. The record is from RefSeq and is a predicted model, not a curated record. Gene Ontology annotation, biological process: DNA-templated transcription; regulation of DNA-templated transcription. The transcript has 7 exons.
AUGGAAGACGACGACAUGGAUGGAUCGCUUGAUGGAGCUAUGUCCAAGCGUGCGUGCGAUAGUUGCCGAACGCGCAAGAUACGUUGCGAUAGAGGCCUGCCAUGUUCUAACUGCAAGGCGAGUAAAUUGGCUUGCAAGACAACUCCUCCCCAGCAGAAGGCGCAGCGACAAAGGGUCCACAUCUCUGAAGAAUAUGAGAAGAAGAUUGAUCGAAUUGAAGACCGUUUAGCAGGUAUCGAGAAUGUUCUUGCUAGUCUUGCAACGAAGCUUGGCAGUAUAGACCUCCAAAAAGACUCGCAUGAUACCAGCAGCCAGUCGCGGUCGAGUAGGGUUGGUCCUUCCAGAAGUCCAGGAAGUGGUCUCGUCGAUGCCCAUACACCCGCGCCAUUCGAGGGCGAGAGCUCCAUCAACAGCCAGUCUGAUUAUGCUCGAGCGAUGUUGGCCCAAGCUAUUGGGAGCACACCCUCUAUCGGUCAAAACGAAGAAGUCAAGAUGGCGCUUACUGCUCUCGCGGAGAUGGUUUCCCAGCAGGGCCAAAACAACGCGUCUUCCAACCACCUGAUCAACAACUCUCUUGCCGACAUUGACCCUGCAAAUCUAGAGCGCCCACCGUGGGAUACAGCGUGCUACGCCUUGGAAAAGGCUAGUGAAUAUCCAACUAUGGCAUUUGCGGUGGUGUUUCCAUUCUUGCGGAUGGCUAAUCUUAAAGAUAUCUUCUACGAAGCGUAUCAUAACCCAGAAACUUGUAGCGCCGCUCGACGCGUGCUCACUUUUGGCGUUCUGGAGAAUGUCUUCAACGAAUUUCGGGUCUUUCCACUAGUCAAUAUGGACACCACUAACUACUACACAUACGCCACCAUAUGCAGGAGGCAGACAGAAGUGGCCCUAUCGCAGUUGGCUAUAUGCUUGCCAGCAAGCUAUGAGAACAUCAUGGCCUUGGUACUUGGUGCAGCACAAGCGGUUGAGAAGUGCAGACCCUCUCUCUGUUGGACGAUGAUAUCGAGUGCAGCAGGCUUGUGUCAAAGCCUAGGUUACCACCGUAUCAACACAAUGGUGAACGACAACCCGGAAGACCGUCAAACGAAGAUCCAAAUCUUUUGGAUGAUAUACAUGCUCGACAAAACUCUUUCUUUACGCUUGGGUCGCUCAAGCAUCCUCCAGGAUUGGGACAUAUCUCUGCCGUUCGUUGUGUCGAGUAAUCCCGACGACAAGAAUCCCGAAUCAAGCGACAUGCUCUCGUACUGGAUUAAGGUCGCGCGAGUACAGGGUUUGACCUACGAGAAAUUGUUCUGCCCUGCUGCCUUUUUGAAAUCUACCGAAGAGCGCACGCGCAUUGCCAUUGAGCUUGUUAAUGCUCUCAACCAAGCCUGGUACGAACGAGGAGAUGCUUCACUUGUGGAUUUCAGUCAGCCGGGCCAUGCAUUUAGCAUUGGUUCAGAGCGACCGAGCAUGAUAGGUCACACCCCGAAUGAGACACCGCUCCCGUCUCAAUACAAACGCUAUGUACACAAGUCACCUAACAUGGGGCGUGACCCAGGUGUCAGCGAGUACAUUCAAGGCAAGCUCCUCCAUUCCCCUUAUCAAAACCAACUGACUGAUCUGGGAAAAGGUUCUUUUGAGCGUGUUCAAGACAUCUUUUUCUACUCUGAUGUUGUGAUGCACUAUUCAACCGUCGCACUGAUCCAGAGAGCGGUGAGUCCAAGCAACAUGUCAUUCAAUCAGGAAUGUCUCGAGUCUUCACGAGCGGCUCUUGUAGCGCAUAUGAGAGCAAGUGCGCAGUUCAACAAGAAGGGCCAAGAAGAUCUAUGGUCGGGAUAUGUGCACUGGUCGGUUCUUCAGGCGCCCUUCACGCCCUUCAUCGUAUUAUUUUGCAAUGCUAUCCAGAAGGCAGACACAUCCGACGUUGAUUCUGAUAUACACUCCCUCUCAGAAUUUGUCACCAGCCUCGAAUCUUGUCGCACAAUUUCUGAAGGUGCGGAUAAGCUUUAUAAGAUGUGCCAUCUUUUCCUGCGAGUUACCAAGCUUUAUGUAGCGGCUAAAAGACAAGAUGCCGCUUCACGAGUGCGGGGAAUUUCACAGAACAAGCAUUCUGGAUACUAUACAACUGUGGAUGGCACACAACUUGAUCUUAGUACUAUGUCUCAGUUCGAUCCUUAUCUCAGCGCGCUCGGUCUAAUGCCUGACACCGCAUGGCCCACGACUACAUACUCCACCACUCCUGCUUCAGCGAACAUGAAUCCUUUCGGAGAAGCUCAGGCAAUUCACAACGCGAACGAAUCUGGUGUCGGCUUAGGAACAUCACAAGGAAAUCAAAAUCCUAUGCAGGAUUGGUUUUCGGGAUCACGCUAUCUAUUGAAUAUGAUGGAACCGGGCGACGAUUUGCAAAUGCCAGAUCUCGACAUGUGA